AAAAUGGAAGAGCAAAAACAAUUAAGGAUUCUUUGUUUUCACGGCUAUCGUCAAAGUGCAGAAAUUUUCCAGAGAAAAUCUGGUGCAUUAAGGAAAGCCUUAAAAAAUCGUGCAAAAUUUGAAUUUAUUUCUGCCCCAUUUACAAUAAAUAAUUUAAACGGAGAGGAAGAAGAAGAGGAAGAAAAGAAAGGCCGUGCCUGGUGGUUCUCUAAUCGUGAACAAAGAUCUUUUUCCUCAAGGGAAGUCUGUACAAUUGCGGAUGGUUUUGAAGAAUCAAUUAAAUAUACACUCGAAUUUAUUAAAAAUAAGGUAAUUUAAAUUUUAUAAAAAUUUUUGGUGCUGGUAGGUGUGAAAAGAAAACAAUAGAUUCUAAAAGUAAAAAUAGAUGUUGAGUUAAUAAUAAACAUCUUCUGGACUUCUUUCUUGUUCUGGUGGUGGAACAAUAGUGCUUACAGAGCACCACCGAUUUGAAA
This is a messenger RNA of Meloidogyne enterolobii, 473 nucleotides long. The record is from the annotation of a GenBank genome assembly. NCBI's taxonomy places the organism in Eukaryota, Metazoa, Nematoda, Chromadorea, Rhabditida, Meloidogynidae.